AUGGCGGAAACAGCAGAUAUAUCGACCUCGGUCCCUGAGGAAGAAGAGUCCUCAGAGGGAGCGAAUGCGCCCAAAGAGAAGAAAUCAGGUGGCGAAUCGUCCAGCGGAGGCUUUAAUGUGGAUGCUCCAGCUUUCAAACCCAGGGCGGACACCACCGGGGUGGAGGAUAUCAUGCCCAAGUUGUCGCAGCGCCACAAGCAGAAUCUGCGUGGCUUCUAUCAGGCCUACAAUGGCGAGUAUGUCAGCUAUUACGUAGGUGUCCUGAAGACUUUUAAUGCCAAGAAUGGAUACGGCUUCGUUGAGUGUAAGCAGGCCAAAGAGGAUUGGGGCGUUGACGUAUUUGUUCACAAAAAUAACGUUCCAACACCCUGGACGCUUGGGCAGCCUGUGGAAUUUGCAGUGCAAGUGAAUCUCAAGGGCCAACCACAGGCUUAUGACUGCAAUUGGCUGCCUCGCUUGCCGCAGACCAACGCGGUUACCCCUGGGACCACGCCUGGGUUGCCAGGAAAGGGCCGGGCUCAACAAGGCCCUGGAUCUGCCCCUGGAUCUGCCCCUGGAUCUGGCCCUGUAUCUGCGGCCGGUGCGCAGGCAGCUGCCUCGGACAAGCCCGAAGAGGAAACACUGUCCAAUGAACCUCGAAGGCUGGGGACCCUGAAGAGUUUUUCUUCGCAACACGGUUAUGGCUUCAUUUCCUGCCCCGAGACCAAUCAGGCAUACAAAAGGGAUGUCUACCUGGACAAAAGCCAAGUGGGCGAAAGUUGGCAGUGGAAUCAACUCCUGGAAUUCUCCGUCUCCUUUAACGAGCGGGGGCAACCGCAGGCAAGGCAUGUGAAUUGGGACCCAGUUCCGCUCAUCGGCACAGACGCCCGUGAUGUGAAGAGGAAUUUCGCCCCGAAGACCCUUGACCAGCUGAAGCGGCUCUUAAAGCUGCUGCAUGAGAAGAAUAACGAGACGGCGGUGGUCACAGCCAUCGACUUGCAGGGCGGGUCGGGAGCAGAGCAAAGUCAGGAGGAUCCAGAUGUGGAUUACCUCUUCUUUGUGCUGGACCGCUUCAGCAGCAAGGAAGAAACCAUCAAGAGCAUCAAGGAUUUCGUGAAGAUGCUGUUUGUCCUGAUGUUGUCGCGCACACUCAAGUUGCAGAAGUCCAGAACCAAAACCCUGAGACUCAUCGAGUGGUUCGAGGCCGCAUCCUCGAAGAUUCAGAUGCAAAGUGAGGCCAUCCAACCUCACAUUCAGGAUGUGCUGCGUCAGAUCAACCAACACAUCAUGGGCGCGGCUCAGGAGAAUGUGGAGCUACAGGACAAGGCAGCGAAUGGGAAAGUGCUGGCUCCACUUUUUGUAAAAUAG
Messenger RNA from Cladocopium goreaui, 1347 nucleotides. NCBI's taxonomy places the organism in Eukaryota, Dinophyceae, Suessiales, Symbiodiniaceae. The record is from the annotation of a GenBank genome assembly.